UAUACAGCUGUUCAUUAAUAUGCACUGUCCCUAACAAAUAAAUCUAAAAUAAAAUAAAAUAAAAAUAAACUGUAAUUUGACAAUAACAAACGCCCACUAUGUGAAACGUUUUUUCUUUAAAACAAACAAAAAAACAUUGUUAAAGUUAAAGUUAUUACCGUCAUUAUUCUUAUUCUUUAUCAAUACUUUCUUUGCCUUUGUGAUGUAAAAUGAUUAAUUCCUAGCAGGAAAUAUGAAAUGGCAAGAAAAUGGGAAUCACGCCAAGUUUUGUUGGAUUUAAAUUAGUGAAGGACAAGUGAGUCAAGGGAUUAAAAUGUAUCACUCUUUAUGUUUAGUAUUUCAUAAAACAAUAUAAAUGAUCUCUGAUGGGGGGGGGAUAUUAUCAGAAUACUUACAGGGUGGAAAAGCAUCUCAAUGCCGGGAGUGGUGUUUUGUUACAGACUAAACAGAUAGACUAAAUGUUAGGACAUAGGCUACACUCUACAGUCUUUCUUUAGUUUUAUUCUAUUGUCUUUUUCUUUUUCCCAGUAGGCACACGAGCCCAAUAUGUCUCUCGCUUUUUGCGAGACCCUACAUUGGACAAAGUAUUAGUUUCAGUUGGCAUAUCCUAUUACAAGGACAAAAUCACCCUCUGGUGCAAGUCUGCAUACCUCCGAAGAGAAACAGAAUUGGUAUGUGCAGCGCUUGGUUCUUGGCUUAAGUCUGCAGGUCCAACUAGAUCAUGACGUCUACAGAUGAUCAUCCUCCACCCUAUGAGGAUGCAUUGCACCAUCCAAAGUAUGGAAACUACCCCUAUCAGCUACAACAUGGUUCCCCUCUUCCACCACCUCCACCUUACAGUCCCGGUCCUGGCAUGUGCCCUGGUCCACCUUGCUACUGGGGCCAGGAAGGGAUCCACUCGCAUGCAGAGAUGAGAGAAAUCCCGGGUUUCUCUGCAUCCAGAGCACCCAAUACAAUACCAACUCUGUCUACUGGAGUGCCGACAUCCAACCCAGGAGAUGAUUACUUGAGCACUCAGUGGGAAAGCAUUUCAAUUCGGCAUGCCUUCAUAAGAAAGAUUUACUUAAUUCUAGCAACACAACUAGCCAUCACCUUUUCCGUUGUUGCCGUCUUUACAUUUGUUGACCCAGUAAGGCUGUUUGUCAUCAGAUACCCUUGCAUCUAUUGGGCAUCUUUUGUGGUGUAUAUUUUGGUUUAUUGCAUUCUCAUUUGCUGCGAAAAGCCAAGGAGGCAUUUCCCAUGGAAUCUUUUGCUGCUGGGAAUAUUUACGCUGGCCUUGUCUUACAUGUCUGGGACAAUUUCAAGUUAUUAUGAAACAAAAGCCGUGUUUAUUGCCAUGGGAAUAACAGCGAUAGUUUGUAUGGCUGUCACAAUCUUCUGCUUUCAAACCAAGGUGGACUUCACCUCAUGCGGAGGAUUUCUUUGUAUAACUUCCGUUUUGUUCAUGAUCGUUGGGAUUGUUACAGCCGUCAUCCUCUCCUUUCAAUAUGUCCCUUGGCUGCAUAUGCUCUACGCUUCUAUUGGAGCUAUUCUUCACACUUUGUUUUUAGUAUACAACACCCAGCUUCUUAUUGGAAAUCAGAAGUUGGCCAUCUCCCCUGAGGAAUACAUCUAUGGGGCUCUCUCUCUCUACAUUGAAAUUGUUAACAUCUUUCUCUUCAUCUUACAAGUCAGUGGAGUGGCUUCUGACUAAGCCAGUGGCUGGAGCGCAUUUUUGUUAACAUUUAACAAUUUGCAGAAUAUUGUUUGAUUUUACACAUGAUGCUACAAAUACACAAGUCAGUCACAAAUGGUGUUUAUUACCAGAUGUAAAUGUUGAAAUCUGUUCCAAACCAAAACACUUGUUUAAUUGAAACAAGGCAGUGAACUGAGUGUUCCACUUAACUGUGAAUGUGGAGGAAAAUUUGUUUUAGGAAAGUCUUUAUUGGUAUUUUAGUGGAUCAUCCUCCUGUUGUUACUUGUCCAACUGUUGUUUUUUUUGUUUGGUUCCUCCACUAUGUAAAGUAUUCUUAGGUCCCUUGAAAGGCGCUAUAUAGAUUAAUUCUCUAAUAUUAUUAUUAUUAGCAACUCAGAAAUACAUGCAGAAACCAUUCAAAAAAGAAGACCAAUUAAUUGGACGUUCUAGAAGUAAGUUUAUUUAUGAUAAUUCCUCAAAUUACUUACAAAACAGGCAUACAGCGGGAGACACGAAACAUUAGUUCUUAUUCUCUGCUGGAAAAGUGUGGUGCUUAGAUAUUCAUAAGAGUACUUUUAAACAGAUAGAUAAACAAUAAUUCGAUCAAAAGAUGUUUAAGUGCCUGCAGCUAUA
Messenger RNA from Labrus bergylta (ballan wrasse), 2308 nucleotides. RefSeq names its product protein lifeguard 3-like. The record is from RefSeq and is a predicted model, not a curated record. Gene Ontology annotation, biological process: negative regulation of apoptotic signaling pathway. Lineage: Eukaryota; Metazoa; Chordata; Actinopteri; Labriformes; Labridae. Gene Ontology annotation, cellular component: Golgi apparatus; endoplasmic reticulum.